Agrilus planipennis (emerald ash borer) is the source of this 495-nucleotide messenger RNA. RefSeq names its product aldose 1-epimerase-like. The annotation marks the transcript as partial. The record is from RefSeq and is a predicted model, not a curated record. The transcript has a single exon. Gene Ontology annotation, molecular function: aldose 1-epimerase activity; carbohydrate binding. Gene Ontology annotation, biological process: glucose metabolic process; beta-D-galactose catabolic process via UDP-galactose, Leloir pathway. NCBI's taxonomy places the organism in Eukaryota, Metazoa, Arthropoda, Insecta, Coleoptera, Buprestidae.
UUAUCAGGGUACCUUCAACCCAACAACCGAUACUUCGGAGCUACUGUGGGAAGAGUAGCAAAUCGUAUUGGUAACAGUACCUUUACGCUAAAUGGUAAUGUUUAUCAGUUAGCUGCCAAUAAUGGUCCGAAUAGUUUACAUGGUGGUUUAAGGGGUUUCAAUAAGGUUGUUUGGGAUUAUUAUGUCAAAGGCACUAAGGUUGUAUUUAGUUACGCUUCAUCAGAUGGUGAAGAAGGUUAUCCAGGAAAUGUUGUGACUAAUGUUACUUUCCAACUUUCUGAUGAAAACGAGCUAGUUAUUGAUUAUAAAGCAUCCACUACCAAACCUACUCUGGUUAAUCUUACCAAUCAUUCGUACUUUAAUUUGGCUGGUAAUGGGUCUGGUGCUAACGGUUUAUUGGAACAUGUUGUUACCAUAAAUGCCGAUAGGUACACCGAAACAGAUGGUGGAAUACCUACAGGUACGAAUUGAGAGGUUUUUCAAUUUAAGGUUUCC